Messenger RNA from Juglans regia (Persian walnut), 2591 nucleotides. RefSeq lists its product as uncharacterized. The transcript has 8 exons. The record is from RefSeq and is a predicted model, not a curated record. The coding region runs from base 223 to 2259 and encodes 678 amino acids. NCBI's taxonomy places the organism in Eukaryota, Viridiplantae, Streptophyta, Magnoliopsida, Fagales, Juglandaceae. Gene Ontology annotation, biological process: lipid catabolic process.
GUCAUGUUCUUCAGGUUUUAACGACUUAGUUCCAAUUCUUUGUCUUGGAUUUUUUAAUUUUCUUGAUUUUGGCUCAUAUUUUCUUUUCUAGCCCGUGACUUGUGUUUUGGAAAUCAGAGGUUAAUGUUGUUUUUUUCCUGUUGGAGUUCGAAUCGGUUUGUGUUGGCUUCAGUUUUGUUUGGUUGCUGAGAAAAUGUUGGAAGCAAUAAGGGCGCCGCUGAAAUGGAUCGUAUAGUCAUGGCAACCGCAACUAUGGCCACAGCAGCCGGUGCUGCUGCUCUUUUGUACUACACAUUGAACCGUAAAUUACGGUCGAAUGGGUCUCAUGACGAUGAUAAUGAUGAUGAUGGUGAUGAAAAUGGUAGUGAUGCCACUACUGACAUUCGUUUAGGUAUUGACCGUGUUUCACAUAGGCUAAUUCAAGCACCUGCUACAUGGUUAGAGACGAUUUCGACAUUGUCAGAGACUCUUAGGUUUACUUACUCUGAAACUCUGGGGAAGUGGCCCAUUGGGGACUUGGCAUUUGGGAUCAGCUUUCUUCUGAAGAGGCAGGGAAACUUACAUGUUGCUAGUGUAUUUGGUGGUAAAGACAGUUUACUGCUCAAAGGACCAGAUAUAGCUGCUGAACUUAGAUACCUCUUAAACUUGUUGACGCUAUGUUGGCAUUUUUCAAAAAAACCGUUUCCUGUAUUUUUAGAGGAGACUGGCUAUUCCAAAGAGAGUGUUAUCCUUCAGGAACCCAAAGCAGGAAUCUUAAAGCCAGCUUUCACAAUUUUAGUUGACCACGACAUGAAAUGUUUUCUCUUAUUGAUUCGUGGGACCCAUAGUAUCAAGGAUACUCUUACGGCUGCUACUGGGGCUGUUGUACCUUUCCAUCACAGCGUUGUGCAUGAGGGAGGAGUAAGCAAUUUGGUUUUAGGUUAUGCGCACUGUGGGAUGGUUGCGGCUGCUAGGUGGAUUGCAAAGCUUGCUACUCCUUGUCUUAUUAAAGCCCUUGGUGAAUAUCCUGGUUAUAAAAUCAAGAUAGUAGGGCACUCUUUAGGUGGAGGCACUGCAGCACUUCUAACAUAUAUACUGAGAGAGCAGAAAGAGUUCUCAAAAACCACCUGUGUUACCUUUGCUCCGGCUGCUUGUAUGACGUGGGAAUUGGCAGAAUCAGGCAAUGACUUUAUUACUUCUGUUAUAAAUGGAGCAGACUUAGUGCCUACAUUCUCAGCUGCUUCAGUGGAUGACUUGCGUGCUGAGGUGACUGCCUCUGCUUGGCUUAAUGAUUUGAGGAAUCAGAUUGAGCGUACUAGAAUUCUCAGUACUGUCUAUAGAUCUGCUUCAGCACUGGGUUCUCGUCUUCCAUCCAUUGCUAGUGCUAGAGCAAAAGUUGCUGGGGCAGGGGCUAUUUUGCGCCCAGUUUCAAAUAGUACACAGGUUGUGAUGAAGAGAGCUCAGAGCAUGGCUCAGGCGGCAUGGACACGUCCUACGCUUCACUUGUCUUCUUGGUCAUGCAUGGGUCCCCGUCGACGGGCCACAGCUGCUCAUAUGACCUCAAAAGAGGAGGGGAGUUCUCCUGAAUCUUCCUCUACUAAUGUAGAAGCUUCUGAGCAUCUUCUUUCAUCCCCUAAGAAGACCGCAACCACAACUGCCCUUGAAAGCAUUGAGCUUCCUGUGUCUUCGUCUGUAGGAACAAAAUGGGCAUCAGAGAUUGAAUGUUCUUACUCUGAUGAAAUAGGUCCAGAUGCUGAUGGCAAUGCUGAUCUCAGUGAUGGUGAGGAUAUAGUUAGCCAUAGUAGUCACGAAGACCGCAUGACUGAAGUUGAGUUAUGGCAACAACUUGAGCAUGAGCUUUAUGAUCGGACAGAAGGUGAGGAGGUUGAUGUGGCAAAGGAAAUAAGAGAAGAAGAAGAAGCAGCCAUUGCAGAGGUAGGUGAGGACCAGCCAGAGAGCUCUACACGAGAAAUAAAAGAGGCACACAGAUUUUUCCCUCCAGGGAGGAUUAUGCAUAUUGUUACCCUUCACUCCGAUGGUGCAGAGUGUGAAAGUGAUGGUCACCCUACAACCAGUGACUUGGACAAUGGGCGGCUAGAAGAGACAAAGGUCGGGAUUUUCCUCACUUCAAGAUCACUGUAUAGUAAACUGAGGUUGUCACAAACCAUGAUUAGUGAUCAUUUCAUGCCGGUCUAUAGAAGGCAGAUUGAUAGAUUAAUCAAAGAAUUUGAGGAGGAAGGUAUCGUUGAUGACCAUAAGACUGGAGAAGUAGUUUUAUAGGGAAAAGGAUUCUUCCAACAAAUAGUUGUUAAUAAGAACAAUAGAAAAAGGAACCCUAAUUGUUUACCUCAUUGGUUUUGAAGGCUGGCUACCUAGACAGAGUAGUAGUCCAUUGCUUUGCUGCAGUGUGGUGGUAGAAAGCCACCAGAGUCGGAUUCCUUGACUGGUGAACCAUGGAAACGGUAUCAUUUUUGCUGCUCUGAAAAUGAUGUUGGAAGGUCAUCUCGAUUACGUAUACAGCAACCAAAAUCGCAGUCUCUGUAUAUUGGAGUUUUGAGGUCACGAACUUACUCUUUUAUUCUCAAUUGAUUGAUUCGAUUUGAUGUUUGUCA